Molecule: messenger RNA, 2942 nt
Organism: Bombus pyrosoma
Lineage: Eukaryota; Metazoa; Arthropoda; Insecta; Hymenoptera; Apidae
Product: coiled-coil domain-containing protein 43
Exons: 4
Coding region: 1698-2324 (208 amino acids)
Source: RefSeq, a predicted model, not a curated record
UAGUCUGUCGCAAUCAAGAAGCAUCUCGCGUCGAUCAACAAUUUACCAUAGCAAAUUAGUCGAGUGCCGUAUCGGACCGAGUGCGAAUCGCUCGUACGGAACAAACGUGUGGUCAAAUGUCCGUCUUAAUUCUACGCAAAUAUAAACAAACGACAGGCGAGAAAGUCACAGUUGCGCGCGUUUCCUCGUAACGUCAAAUAAAACAAAACAGGAAAUAAGACUAGAACGAACGAAUACUUUGCAGAUAAUCGGAAAAUAUGGCUCAUAUUGGAGAAUAUAAGGAAGCUUUGGCACCAAGUGGAGUGGAACACGUAACAACAAAUACAAGAAAGUGUUCGCAAAUGAAAUGUGUGCCGUUUUAAGCUAGAGGUUAAGAACGAAGAAAGAAAACAGCUUUAAAAAACGAAGAUAAUCCCGUGUUCAUUUUGACGAUAAAAAUGUCAUUUCGAGGACAAAUGUCAACUAGAAAAAAGGAUCGUGUUGUGCCAUAAUCAAGUCGAAAGUCACAUUAUCUCUUGAAAUGUCAACGAUCCAAAAAUAUGAAAGUUUAGUUUUAGUAAUUUCUGUUUUAAUAAUUGUUUAUUUAGUUUAUUUAAUAAUUUCUUAGUUUUAGUAAUUACAAAAUUGUACACCCGGAAACUGGAUUAAUUUACACGAAGAAAUAAGUUGAAAAUGCAGAGUAACGUUCUUUUCUUUCAUUUUCGAAUAAAUAGUUCGAGUGAUAAGUAGAUAAUUUUUGUUACGUCUAUAUACACAUAUGUAUAUACAAACAAAUAAUAUACACGUAUGCACAUAUAUAUGCACAAAAUAUCAGAACGUUUUUCUUUGUUAGACUUUCAUUCUCAAUAUGCGGAACAGUUUUGGAAGAACAGAAUCAUUUCAACAAUCGACAAGAAGCUUUCAGAGAAUUGAAAAUAUUAAAUUAGAAGACUGUUACUUGUGUGCAUUGAGCAUAAUGAGUGUUGCAUGCAAUGUAGCAGUACUAUACGUCAUUUAUCAUUUAUAUCGCCAUAUUUAUUAUGAAAUGGAUUUAGAAUUGGAAAUUACAUGUGGAGAACUCUCGGACAUACACUUUUGUUACGGUGCAGCUGGCUGCAAUAGCAUUAAAGCGAAAUGUUUAUACGAAGCAAAAUAUCCCAUUAGGACUAUACCCAGCACAAAGAUAUUUUGCAAAAUAGUACAACGAUCGCAGGAUACAGGUACAUUAAAACCUGCGAAAUCUGGCAGAGGAGUUCAGCACGACGAUCCGGAUCUAGAAGAUAGGAUACUGUAUUCAAGAAAAUUUCAGGUUAACUACGAAGAUUGUUGCUGCUGAAAAAUGUGGCAGUAAUAGCAUAAUAUAUUGAAGGAAAAAGAUCUAAAUACAUAGCUUUCGAAAAGUUCAGUAAUUAAAAAUAGAAAAUUUUCUCAGAAGAAAAAGCUUUUGCAAAUGGAUCUUGUCACUUGUUCCACGUUUCGUUCACAGACACCAGACCCCUUCCUUUUAAAAAUUGAGAAGUACAGUAUCGGAGACGAGACUCGAUGAUAGUGCAACGUUGACCACAAAACGCUUUUAUUCCUAGUGUCCAUUUUUUUGGCAGAAUGUCAUCCAUAAGUUAAUACUUAUGCGAUAUCCCUACUUAUUUCUGUUAGAAACGCUUUGAACUGGUUUAGCCGUGUUGCCAACUGAAGGACUUGGAAAAGUGAAACAGCCGAACAUGGCGGUCGCAACGAAUUCUUUCGAUACUUGGCUCAGCAAAAAGUUACAAGCUCUAAACACUGACGAAGGUGUAUUUGGAUCAUACAUCAAAGGAAUCUUAGAAGGUGAUGAGACGGAGGAUGAGAAGACCGAAGCCCUUGAAGUCAUACUCGCGGGCAUAACGGACGAUAACAUUAGCAAACUUGUGACUGAAAUCUUAAAAGCUUGGGCUGAGUGUCUACCUGUUGAAGAAGUUAGUGCUUCAAAAGUACCAGUAGAAGAUGUGGAUGUUAGAUUAGCAAGAAUGUUGGAAUCUCAGUCUCUUCCAACUACGACACAAAGAAGUUACACAGAAGAGGAGAGGAGAAUAAGAGAAGCUAUUCUUGCGCAGUACAGUCAAAUGUCAGAAGAAGAGAACAGCGAAGGAGAUGGAGAAGAGGAUGGUGCAGGUGGUGGAGACUGUGGAAUCGAAAAGAAUACAAAUACAGCUGCUAUAAUACAACAGGAGAGAGAAAAGAGGGAAAAAGCUAAGUUGGAGAGUCAAAGGAAAAAAGAGAAAGACAAAGAAGAUCGAGAGAAACAGAAACAGUUAAGGGAAGAGAAGAAGGAGAAACGAAAAACACAAAAAGGAGAACGGAGAAGGUAGCAUUGGGACAAGAGAAUAUUAAAUUAUACUUCCGAAUUUGAAAUAAUCAAAUGCAAAUCGACGUACAUAAAUAUCUAUGUUUAUUCUUGUGCAUGCAAUGUUCUUCAGCAGUUACUUAAAUUAUUUAAUAAUUCUUUACUAGAAAUUUGUGUGUGUAGAAUGCAUAUCCUAAAAGACCAUGAUAUGAGACAAGUAUCAAAAUAUACGAGUUUUGCAAAAAAUGUUAAUUCUAUGUAAUAAUGUUAACUAUAUCAUAUGUAUAUGUAUGUAAAACAUUGCAUCCUGUGCCUUCUGUCUGUUGAAAAUUUCUGUAAAAUGAUGUAAUCUUCUUUAAAAUGAUUUUGUACACAUUCUUUUUUAUUUUCUUCUGUGAAAUUCGAACUGAUCGUAUUCUCUAUCAUCUGUAUUUAUACCGCUUUAAGUCAAUUUUCCAACAUCAACGUGGAACUAUAUUAUAAUCAAUGUAAAACAGUGAUAAUCCGAAUACAGAUAAAUGAUUUGUACUUAUGCUUAGUAGUGUAUAUAUAUAUACAUAUAUAUGUUCCUUUUUCUCAUUAUAUAAAUUAUGUAUUUAAGACUAAUGCAUUAAAUAAACCAUUUAAACAUUCAUUCAAACUA